GUCUCCGCCUGCCCUAGUGCUCUUAUGCGGGGGAGGAGCCGAGACCCUGAGCAGCAGCGGUGGUGGUGGCGUCCGAAGGUCCGUCAGCUCUGCAGCUCCGAGCGCGCGACUGGCCGGGAAGGUCUACACCAGUCACUGAAACGCUACCUCAGGCCUUAGAAGACAGUGAAACUAACUUUAAAGUGCCCCUGUCCCUCUGUUACCUGCUGAAGGAAAACUAGAUCUCCUUAUUCUGUAGUUCUGAACUGGGAGCGAGAGCCUUUGCACCUGCAUCCCAGCUCUGUUGGAAACUGUGAGUCAGCCAUGGGUCAGGAACCUAGCAAGCCUGUUCGGCCCAAACCAGCAGGAGGGUAUCGGUCUGGUGUAGGCAGGAGUUAUCGAAGGAGGCAUGCUUAUGUCAGUUUCAGGCCAUCCACGAGCCAGCAAGAAAGAAUUGCCAGCCAGAGAAGGACAACAUCCGAAGUCCCAAUGCACAGAUCAGCCCCCAGUCAAACCAAGAGGAGCCGGUCACCAUUUGCCAGCACCCGUCGUCGUUGGGAUGACAAUGAGAGCUCUGGAACCAGCUUGAAUGUUGAGAAUGAGGAUUACUCCAGGUAUCCUCCAAGAGAGUACAGGGCCUCGGGGAGCCGAAGAGGAUUGGCUUAUGGACAUAUUGACACUUUGGGGGCACGUGACAGUGAGGAGGAGGGGGCUGGGCCUGUUGACAGACUGCCAGUGAGAGGGAAAACUGGCAAGUUUAAGGAUGAUCCAGAGAAGGGGGCAAGGUCUCCCCGCUUCUCUAGUGUUAACCAUGAUGUGAAAGAGGAGCUUGGCAAGGUAGAACCGCCCCCUGCUGCCAGGUGCUCUGCUAGCAGGGCUGAGUUCUUGAAGCAGAAUGGCAUGGCUUCUCAGACGGCUUCUGCUGAAGGCAGGGCGGCUGCAAAAGGUAACAGCAGCUUGGAGAGGGAGAGGCAGAAUUUACCAGCACGUCCUGGCAGGGCUCCUGUGAGUAUUGGUGGUGCUGGGGAGAACACCCCAAAGAGUGCAGAGGAACCGGUGGUGAGACCAAAAAUCCGGAAUGUGGCGACUCCCAACUGCGUGAAACCAAAAAUAUUUUUUGAUACUGACGAUGAUGAUGAUGUACCACACAGUACUUCCAGGUGGAGAGAUGCUGCCGACGCUGAUGCUGAGGAAGCCCACGCAGAGGGCCCAGCAAGAAGAGCCCGAGGUGAGGGUGCAGGCAGCUCCUCUGAGCCAAAGUAUCCCGAAGACAAGAAGGAGAACAGGAAUGGGCAGGGGAAACCAGAGAAAACGUCAAGACGUCGACGAACCAUGGCUGACCCUGACUUCUGGGCGUACACUGAUGAUUACUACCGAUACUAUGAAGAAGACUCCGACAGUGACAAGGAGUGGAUGACUGCUCUGCGCCGGAAGUAUCGAAGUCGGGAACAACCCCAGUCUUCCAGUGGGGAGAGCUGGGAGCCUCUGCCAGGAAAGGAAGAAGGGGAAGCUCACCAAGCUGGAGGGGGUGUGAACACCAGCGGAGCUGGGAGCCUUGCCAGUACCAGUGCUGGCAGCAAUGGCAGCAGCUAUCCUGGAGAAGUACAGGAUCCGUCCCUUCAGGAAGAAGAGCAGGCCUCUCUGGAAGAAGGAGAAAUCCCUUGGCUCCGGUACAAUGAGAAUGAAAGCAGCAGUGAGGGGGAUAAUGAGUCCAGCCAUGAGCUGAUACAGCCCGCGAUGUUCAUGCUGGAUGGCAACAACAACCUGGAAGAUGACUCCAGUGUGAGCGAAGACCUCGAAGUGGACUGGAGCCUCUUUGAUGGCUUUGCCGAUGGCUUGGGAGUGGCGGAAGCCAUCUCCUAUGUGGAUCCUCAGUUCCUCACCUACAUGGCUCUCGAAGAGCGCCUGGCCCAGGCAAUGGAGACGGCCCUUGCGCACUUGGAGUCUCUCGCUGUUGAUGUCGAGGUGGCUAACCCACCAGCGAGCAAAGAGAGCAUUGAUGCGCUUCCCGAGAUCCUGGUCACUGAAGAUCAUGGUGCAGUGGGCCAAGAAAUGUGCUGUCCAAUCUGCUGCAGUGAAUAUGUGAAGGGGGAGGUGGCCACUGAGCUCCCGUGCCACCACUAUUUCCACAAGCCAUGUGUGUCCAUCUGGCUUCAGAAGUCCGGCACCUGCCCAGUGUGCCGCUGCAUGUUCCCUCCCCCACUCUAAGGCCAAGGCUCUCUACUCUUAGCCUGGUUAUUUUCCCUAUCCCAAACCCACAAUACUACAGGAGCCCUCUUUCAAAAUUAACAGUGGCAAUGAAGUCUGUCAGUCAAUUAGACUAAACUUGUUGAUUCCUUGUGAUUAUUUCCAAUGUGAAAAUGGUUGUGUACAAUUACAUUUAAAAAUCAUCCUUUCUUUUAGAAGGUAGAAAGGGGAAACUAAACUUUCUAAAUGCUACUUGAGAUUGCAGCCAGAACCUACAUUUUCUAACCUGAAAGUUGAAACACAUCAUAUUUGUUCUGUAGACUCUGUUGCUCUUGUUGAUGUCAAGUUUAUCUGUUAACUACGUUGGAAAGACAAAAUCACUUUUGUUGCAUGUUAUGGGUUAAUGUCCCUGUAUUUGCAGUGGUGUAAAAGCUUAUUAAAGUUUUUCUUUUGGUUUGACACAGUACAA
Messenger RNA from Peromyscus eremicus (cactus mouse), 2635 nucleotides. It is a transcript of the gene Pja1, whose product is annotated as praja ring finger ubiquitin ligase 1. NCBI's taxonomy places the organism in Eukaryota, Metazoa, Chordata, Mammalia, Rodentia, Cricetidae. The transcript has 2 exons. The record is from RefSeq and is a predicted model, not a curated record. The coding region runs from base 304 to 2187 and encodes 627 amino acids.